ACACCACACCCCACGAGGUUGCUACGUGUACGUUCAAGGGGGAGGGGCACGUAAGCAAGAAAAAAAAAGGAAAGGAGAGCGAAACGAUUUUUAUUUCAACAUCUUCAUAGAAAGUCAAAAGGUAAGAAUAUUAACAAUUGUUCAUGGUUAGUCCCUGCAAAAAGCGUUUGACAUUAGAGCUCUUGCAAAAAUGCAUGCGCCGUUGUCUUAUUUUCCAAUGCAACUUCGGUGCAUUUACCAUCAGCUCUAUGCAGCGCCAUUACGGUGUGGGGUAGCCUAAAUCAAUGGACAAAAUGGCCAUAUUAGAAUUUUUGCUGGAAGACGUGCAUCUUAACCGAUAUACAUUUUUGCUAACUAUUUACAUGCCCCCACCAUUCCAAAACAUCAUAGAAAAUUGCACACUCUUUGUGGUUUUAUCGAUGUUUGACGAUAAUGUACUUUGCAAAGAGCAGUAUCUUGCAUUUGAUGAAUGCACAGGCCAUGAUUAAUGUUGCCUCGCACAUACAGAAGCAGUGGGUGACUGCUUGAUGUUACCAUUGGGUCUUGCUAAGUUGCUUUAGAUCCAACAACUUUAUUGUGAUCGAUAAUACAUAAUUUAUCUGUCAGUGCUGAGGAAAUGUUUUAAUUUAUCAUUUACAUCUCUAUGGUCAACAGUUUGGAGUCAUGCCUAUACGUCGUGCAGCUGGGACUCCACCCCAGGAGACACCCCCCUCGGCUGCACCAGAUGGAGGUGAGUUCAAGACCCUCGACAUGAACAGGAACUAUGCUUUGGGAUUCAUAUUGGUACCCAGCAUUGACAGACUACGAGUGAAUACAGUCACCAAUUGACAGAACCUGAUUGGAAUUCUGGUGAAUCUGGGUCUUUCUCCCUAUUAGUGAUUAUUUUAGGAAAGAUUGGAAUCGGACAUCUCCCCAUUGUUCAGAGUUCUUGUUGUUGAGAGGCAUGUAAUUAAAGUUUUAGAUCUACUUGCUGAAUUGACAUUCACUCUUGUCUUCCUCCCUCCACAUUUCUUUUCAGAGCCUGAUGCCAGCUCUGAGGAAUCUGCCUCUGUUGAGGAGGAGCAGGAGGUAGCCCCAGUAGCCAAGAAGGGGGAGGGUCAAGGAGAUGGUGAGGGCACAGGUGAAGGAGACCCAAAAGAGAAUGGUGAGAAACCUGAGGGAGAGAAACCUGAUGAAUCGACUGGAAAUAAGACUGAGGAGAAGAAGGCUGAGGGGGAAGAUGCUGAGAAGGAGUGAGUUGCUUGUGCUCAUACCCUGCAGAUGUUGCUUUCAUAUCUAUGUAGAUGCAUGUUUAAUUUCACAUUUUUGUGCUUGCUGUGUUGUGGUUUGGCAGCAGAGAGAAAGAUGGAGUGAAAGAGAAAGUCAAGAAGCCAGUUAAAAGGACCAUUCCCGCCUGGGCCACCAUGUCUGCAAGCAAACGUGCAACGCUCACUAAUAAGAACACCUCCACCAUGCAGCCGCCUAGGAUGGACGACAUCCUCAUCGAGGCUAUUGAGGUCUGUACACAACACUCUUAUUACCUUUUUUAUGAUGUUGUUAUCCCUUACUCCCCACGAAUGCAGCACCUGCAACUCAUCAUAUUUCCUCUCUGCAGUCCUGCAAGGAGAAGACUGGGGCCUCAGCUCAUUCUGUCAUGAAGUACAUUGUGAAUAAAUACCCUAACCUGGAGCUGGACAAGAGGAAAUUCCUCCUCAAGAAGGCUCUCAAGAGGCAGCUGGAGAAGGGCACCAUCAAACAGGUAACCAUGAAUUAACAUGAAUUGCAAAUGUUAGGCGUCAGCCUAUCCUAGUGUUCUUGACCUGUCAAAUCAAAUUUUAUUUGUCACAUACACAUGUUUAGCAGAUGUUAUUGCAGGUGUAGCGAAAUGCUUGUGUUUCUAGCUCCAACAGUGCAGUAUAUAUAACAAUUCACAACAAUACACACAACCUAAAAGUAAAAGAAUGCAAUUAAGGAAUAUAUAAAUAUUAGGAUGAGCAAUGUUGGAGUGGCAUAGACUAAAAUACAGUAGACUAGAAUACAGUAUAUACAUAUGAGAUGAGUAAAGCAAAAAUAUGUAAACAUUAUAAGUGACUAGUAUUCCAUUAUUAAAGUGGCCAGUGAUUUCAAGUCUAUGUAUAUGGGGCAGCAGCCUCUAAGGUGCAGGGUCACGUAACUGGGUGGAAGCCGCCUAGUGAUGACCUGUGGGUUACUUGUUGUGGUGCCCUAUACCCAGUGCAUCUGGUGCUUUAUCGGCCUGCAUACUCAUGUUGCUUUACCUCUUAUUCACUCGCACAGCUGAAGGGUAAAGGCCUUUCUGGAAGCUUUACCAUUGGGAAGCAGCCCCCUAAUAAACCCACUGCUAAAGGGGUAGGUAUUUUCAGUCACCUAUCUACAAACUUAAACAAUAGCAAUGUGCCAUUUAUGUGAUUGUCCCAUUAGGCUUUUAGCAGACAUAAUUUGAAUAUAAUAUAAUAUAUGCCAUUUAGCAGACCCUUUUACCCAAAGCGACUUAGUCAUGCUUGCAUACAUUUUCAGUACGGGUGGUCCCGGGAACCGAACCCACUAUCCUGGCGUUACAAGUGCUAUGCUCUACCAACUGAGUUUGACUGUGAUUCUGAUGGUUUGGUACUAGAAGCCGAUGGCAGUAGCACCUGGGUUGAAGGCCGAGACCCUUGGGGAUGCUCUGCCCUUGAUCAUCACACGGCUAUGUGAGCCCAAAGAGGCGUCUUACAUCCUGAUCAAGAAAUAUGUGGAGCAGCACUUUCCUCAACUCAACGUGGAGCAUCGGUAAAUACCUUUUUAUUGUCAUAUUUGAUUGAGGAUGGGUUCAGUGAUCGGGUCCUGUUAUUCUCUGAGUACGUAAACAUGCUAACUUGACGUAUUACCUGACAUGGUAAUGCAAACUUCUGCACAACCCAAAUCUACAGUGUGUUUAAUGCAGUCUGAAAAUAAGGAACCCACUACCUUUUGAACUGUGGGAUGUCCAUCAAAGUGGUGUGGAUUGGUGUAGGUUAAAAUAAGGUUCUCAAUGCAGUCACCCAUUUCAUUCCUAGGCCGGAUAUCCUAAAGAGUGGCCUGGUGAGAGCUGUGGACAAGGGUCAACUGGAGCAGAUCACUGGAAAAGGUGCCUCUGGAACAUUUCAGGUUAGUCUUUUACUAAAGGAAUGCACAAUUCAGUGUACUACAUAAAGGCCUUUGGCAUCUAUAAUGUUAGAUCUUUGCUCUGAGGUGUUUCUCUCACUCUCUCUUACCCUCUCACAGCUGAAGCGGGAAGGGGGCAAGUUCCUGCUUAAAGGUGGGCCCCUGGAGGACGCUAUCAUGACAGCCAUCGUGGCCAUGAACGAACCCAAGACUUGCAGCACUACCACACUCCGCAAAUUCCUGUUAGAGACAAACAAGGACAGCAUGGAGUACCGUGUGGGUAAGACCUGUCCCUGACUCUCCUAACCGAACCACUGCUUUGACAAGGUGUGAAUACCUACCUGCAACUGCAGGAGCUCUCAUUAGCUGGGUUGAAUCAGAGAUGUUAAGAUGCUUUAUUGACACUGGGCACUUCUCUUCCCUCAGUGAACAGCCUGAAGAGGACCCUGCAGAAGUGCAAAAUGAUGGGCUGGAUGGAGCAGAUCACUGGGAAUGGGCUAAACGGGACCUACCAGCUCUGCUACCCUUACCACCCCAGGUAGAACACUACUCUAGGAAGAUUACUAUGUGAAGUUCAUUGCUGUCCUCUGUACAUCAUUACACAAUUGUGUUCUGUACCAGGAACAGUAUUCUCUGUUUAGAAAGAUGCUGACUACACUACAAAUCAUGUCAGUUAUCAUUCAUGUUUACUGAACCUCUGAUGUACUGAAUAUUUCAGCAGUCUGGCAGUAAUGAGAGACAGUCGUGGAUCUAACAGAAAUGGCUGCACUCUUGAAAUACCCGUUAAUUUUUUUAUUUUAUUUUUAGUUGGCUCAGAUUGUCCUUUCUUAUUCCACAGCCCAGCCAUUCUGUUCCCAGAAAAACAGAAAGCGAAAGAGCAGAAAAUGGCAGAGAAGGCCAAAUGCAGAAAGAUGGUUGACUCGUCUGAUGAGGAGGACUCUGAUGAGGAGGAAGAGGAGUCGUCUGAGGAGGAUGAGGAGUCAGAUGAUGAACCCCCUCCUAAGAGGUGAGUCGAAGGUCAAGUUGCUGAAAUCCGAAGAAAAUAUUUUUAUAUUGUCAUACAUAGUGGGUUUUGAAAUGGUUCACUGCUAACAGUGUAUUUGUUCAAUACAAUCCUUAGGAAAGCUGUGAAGCGGCCACCACCUAAAGCACGUCGCCCUCCACCCAGCAAGAAGUCACAGCCAGCAAGUCAGUCAAGGGCUAAGGGCAAGAAAAGGGCUGCCCCUGCGAAGAGAUCUGCACCCCCAGUCAAGAAACCAGCACCCCCAGCUAAGAAAGCAGCACCGCCAGCCAAGAAGUCUGCUCCCCCAGCGAGGAAACCCGUGCCACCAGCAAACAAACCAGUGCCCCCAGUUAAGAAACCUGCAGCCACCAGUAAAGCUGCAGCCUCAAAGAAGGCAUCCCCUCCAGCUAAGGCGGCACCCACACCAGUCAAGAAAGCUGCUCCGGCGAGCAAGCCCAAAACGCCCAUCGUCAAAAAGCUUACGAGCAGGGCAUCAAAGCGGCCAGCGCCCAAAAAGUCACCACCUGCAAAGAAGGAAGCAGCCAAAUCUGCAGUGAAGGCCAAGCCAGCAGCCCGCAAGUCUCUGAGGGAGAGGAAGUGAGCUCACUAUUGCCCAGCAGUGGAAGUUUAACUGUAGCUCUGAAGACCACAGUGCUCUGCCUCUAUUCUUGCUCUCUUUCGCAUCAUUGUUUUCCCCCUGUUUGGGGCUCUAGAAUUCUUCUCUGUAUGAUAGGGAUGUGACAGUUAUCACUUCAUGUCAAUUUACUGUACUUUGUGAACUGUUACAUUUCUGUGAAUCCAAUUUUUAAACGCCAUUGUGUAGAAAGUCCUCAUCAAAAACUGUAAAACUGCCUAGGUAUUCAAUUGUGUAAUUUCACAAUUUCCCUCACACACUUGUGUAUAUGCAGAGAUCUAACAUAAAAUCAGUGACUUGUCUUUUCAUUUUUAACAUUUCAUCCCAAUCCACUUUCCCAUAUUUUAGCUUGACACAUUCCUUGUAUAAAAAUAUAGAUUUCUCUACAUUUAAUCUGGAUAAACUCAAAUCUUAAAGGAUAUUGGGAUAUAUGUUAUUAAGUGAAUUUGAGAGCAUGAGAGACAACUUUCCUUUUAGUGAGUUAUGUUAUUUUAAUUAACAUUCCUUGAUCAGUUGCUGGGCCCUUGGUUGAAAUACUUAAUUUGAUUGGAGACUGACAUCAGGAAGCACAGUUUGUCAUUGUUAUGUUCAGUACUACUGCAUAGUAUUAGGGGAAUAUUUUUUUAAAGUGUGAAAACAAACUAAUCAGUUCAUUGUACCAUAUAAAGCUAAAAAUAAAAAUAAAAAAAACAUCUGUGUAAUAGUGCAGGAUUGAAUAAACUUCAUUUUGAAGGUGUGUAGCUCAUGU
Coregonus sp. 'balchen' is the source of this 5505-nucleotide messenger RNA. NCBI's taxonomy places the organism in Eukaryota, Metazoa, Chordata, Actinopteri, Salmoniformes, Salmonidae. The record is from the annotation of a GenBank genome assembly.